CCGGGGGGGCGGGCGGGGGCCGGGCCGCGCCGGGCCCUGCGGCUGGAGGCGCCGUCGCGGGGGGGGCUCGGGCAGCCGCCGAGCGCCGCGGGGCUGCGGCGUCACUGCGGGCCUGCGCCGCCCGGCCGGUACCGGUACCGACACCGUUGCACCGGCACCGGCACCGCUGCACCGGAUCCGCACCGCCGCACCGGGGUCGAGACCGGCCCCGCUGCACCGCACCGGCCCCGCCGCACCGGGACCCGCCCUCCCCCGGAGCCGCCGCACCGGCACCGGCACCGGCACCGCCCUUGGCACCGGGCGCCCCCCGGGCGGGGCGGAGCGGAGUCCCCGGCCCGGUGCGGCCCGGCGCCCCGGGGCAGGCGGCGGCUCCGCGGGGCCCCGCAGGAAGCAUGGGGCCCGGCGGCGCCGGGACCGGCUGGCCCCUGGCCGGCACCGUGCUGGUGGCCGUGGCCACCUCGCUGGCGGCGGGGGGCGAGGACUGCCUGUGGUACGUGGACAGGAACGGCUCGUGGCACCCCGGCUUCGACUGCGACUUCUUCGCCUUCUGCUGCGGCACCUGCCACCAGCGCUACUGCUGCCGCGACCCGCUGCGCCUCAUCACCGAGCGCCAGCAGCGCCACUGCCUCGCCUUCAGCCCCAAGACCAUCGCCGGCAUCGCCUCGGCCGUGGUGCUCUUCCUCGCCAUCGUCACCACCAUCGUCUGCUGCUUCAUGUGCUCCUGCUGCUACCUGUACCAGCGCCGGCAGCACCUGCGGACGCCCCUGCAAGGCCCGGAGAUCCCGUUGUCGAGCUACCCCGUCCCCCCCGCCGCCCCCUACGCCGCAGACCCCAAAGCCGGCCCGGCACCCCCGCAGCCCGGCUUCGCCCCCAUGGCCGUGUACCCACCGCCCGGCCCCGCCGCCCAGUACCCGCUCUACCCGGCCGGCCCCCCCGUGUACAACCCCACAGCACCGCCACCGUACGUCCCGGCACAGCCCAGCUACCCCGGGGCCUGAGCCCCCCCCCGGCCGCCGGAUCGGGCCCCGGCGCGGGAACGGCCCCCGCGUGCAGCGCCGGCACCGGCGGCACAAAGCGGCUCUUGUGCGGGUGCCGGGCGCCUGGACACUGGGUCCUUUGUGGGCGCCUCCGCGGUGGGGGGGGGCAGGCGAUGGCCCGGCCGGCGGGUGCCCCAGGGAGACGCCGGCAUCGGGGGGCCGCCCCCCCCGACCCUCCUGCCGUCCCCGGUUUCUGGAUUUGGCUCCUUUUCCCACCCACCGGCUCGUUCCCGGCAUUAAAACCGUGUCUGCGCCCUCC
Messenger RNA from Dromaius novaehollandiae (emu), 1296 nucleotides. RefSeq names its product shisa family member 4 (gene SHISA4). The record is from RefSeq and is a predicted model, not a curated record. The transcript is spliced from 5 exons. NCBI's taxonomy places the organism in Eukaryota, Metazoa, Chordata, Aves, Casuariiformes, Dromaiidae. The coding region runs from base 393 to 998 and encodes 201 amino acids.